Molecule: messenger RNA, 792 nt
Organism: Enterobius vermicularis (human pinworm)
Lineage: Eukaryota; Metazoa; Nematoda; Chromadorea; Rhabditida; Oxyuridae
Source: the annotation of a GenBank genome assembly
AUGUCGAAGAAUCCUUUUGAUGAUGAUUAUGAGGAUUAUACUGGCGCUACUGCAACAAGGCCUGUGAAAAAGUACACUACUGUUACUAGUACACCCGAGGAUGACAUUAAUUACUAUGAAAAGGAGAUGGAAAGAUAUAUGCAAGAGUCUUUGGACAGCACAGAAAGGUCAAGAAAACAGUUAGAGCAAAGCGAACAGAUUGGAGUAGCGACGGCUCAGGAUCUAUUGGCGCAACGUGAGAAAUUAGAAAAUGCGGAAAGGAAUUUAGAUGAGAUUGAGCGGACAACGAGGAUGACUCAACGAAAUCUUAACAGUUUAAAGUCUUUCUUCGGUGGCUUCUUUAAAAAUAAAUUCUCACGAAGUUCGAAAGAACCUACUCCUGUCUCAUCGUCUGCAUCAGAAAGUAAGCUGAAUAAAACAAUAGGGAAUUUGGACAGUAAACCAUAUACUGGUGGUGCCAUUUCGCAGUCAGGUCCUUCAUUAAGCGAAAGUUCUAGAGCCGCUAUAAAAGGAACUAGAUGGGAAGCAAUGGACAACGAAAUUGAUGCAAAUCUAGAUUCAAUGAGUGCUCAACUCGCUCGACUUAACGAGUUAGGACGGGCUAUAGGUACCGAAGUAGAUUCGCAAAAUGAAAUGUUGGAUCGGAUUCAGAUGAAGACUGAGCGGAACGAAGCACGUGUCAGAGAUCAAGACACUCAGAUGAAGAGACUAUUAGGUAAUGUUGAAAAACAAGAUGAUAAAAGUUCAGUGAUCCCGUCUGUGAACAAGGGCAAACUUAGUUUCUGGUUUUAA